UUGGCUCAAACUUGAAAAGUGGAGACUGCAGGAGAAAUUUGCCCUUUGGAAUUACAAGCAAAGCUCGACGUGCCACUAAAAAUAAAGGAUUUUGAUUCUUGGAAGAGCCUAAAUUUGGUUUGCGAUUUGGUAUGCGAGAGCUCUGUCAGAAAGUGCGAUGUACUGGAAGAGUGAACAAAUGCUCCUGUGUAGCAAAGCAGAAGACAAGAGAAAUAGCCUGAACGCACUGUCUAAUGAAACGUUCCUCGUCAUGUCUGAAGAUUGUGAAGGAGCAGCAACGGGCUCUUUUGGAAGAAGUAGGAAACCCAGGACUGAUACUGAAUUGAGUACUCCUGAAGUUUUUGAGGACAAUUCGUGUUCCUUCUCCUCCUCCUCCUCGCUGUCUCCUUCCUCUUCACCUCAGGCCAUGGCCUCCGCCUCGCUCUUGGGGAAAACCGUUUGUACCAGCUGUGGUCUGGAGAUAGUUGACAAAUACCUUUUAAAGGUAAACGACUUUUGCUGGCACGUGCGAUGUCUGUCGUGCAGCGUCUGCAGGACAUCAUUAGGAAGGCACACAAGCUGUUACAUCAAAGAAAAAGAAGUUUUCUGCAAACUGGACUACUUCAGAAGAUAUGGGACACGAUGUGCUCGCUGCGGCAGACACAUACACGCCGCAGACUGGGUUCGCAGAGCAAAGGAAAACGUUUAUCACCUUGCAUGCUUUGCGUGCUUCUCCUGCAAGAGACAGCUUUCCACUGGAGAGGAGUUUGCCUUGGUGGAAGAAAAAGUUCUGUGUAGAAUACACUACGACUGCAUGUUGGACAACCUUAAAAGAGCUGUGGAAAACGGAAAUGGUGUAAAUGUAGAAGGAGCAUUGCCAACAGAACAGGAAGUUAACCAACCUAAACCAGCUAAGAGAGCUCGCACCAGCUUCACAGCAGAUCAGCUUCAGGUGAUGCAAGCACAGUUUGCUCAGGAUAACAAUCCAGAUGCACAAACCCUUCAGAAACUCGCAGAAAAGACUGGUCUCAGCAGGAGAGUCAUUCAGGUUUGGUUUCAGAAUUGUAGAGCACGCCAUAAGAAACAUGUUUGUCCCAACCAUUCAUCCACUGCCCCAGUGUCCUCCAUGCAACCCUCUUGUCUGUCACCGCCAAUGCUGGAGGAAAUGCAAUAUUCAGCAUAUGUGCCUCAGGAUGGGCCGAUGCUAACAGCUUUACACUCUUACAUGGAUGCUCAAUCGUCUUCACCCUUGGUUUUUCAACCACUGCUACCACCUACAAUGACACGGCUACCAAUCAGUCAUGCCUGAUUCCCCUUUGUGUUCAGCAGCGAGGAGUUGCUGUCUAUUCAGGUUGAUACUCGAAGCAGUGCAUUGAUCUUCUAGGAGUAUGUUACACUAACAUAUGCCAACAACUUUAUUUAUUAAGCUCUACUGUUGGUAAUUGUCGUCAUUUGAUCUGAUACAAAAAAAAAUCUAUCAGUGUGCUAAAAUGAAGGUUGUUGUAACACACCAUUUUGUACUGUGUUGUGGUUUAAUUCAUGUUGUAUAUUUUUUUGUUAAUUUAUUUGUAUUGA
This is a messenger RNA of Polyodon spathula (Mississippi paddlefish), 1554 nucleotides long. RefSeq names its product LIM/homeobox protein Lhx8-like. Gene Ontology annotation, cellular component: nucleus. NCBI's taxonomy places the organism in Eukaryota, Metazoa, Chordata, Actinopteri, Acipenseriformes, Polyodontidae. The record is from RefSeq and is a predicted model, not a curated record. The transcript is spliced from 9 exons. Gene Ontology annotation, molecular function: DNA-binding transcription factor activity, RNA polymerase II-specific; RNA polymerase II transcription regulatory region sequence-specific DNA binding. The coding region runs from base 158 to 1288 and encodes 376 amino acids. Gene Ontology annotation, biological process: regulation of transcription by RNA polymerase II; forebrain neuron development; neuron differentiation.